Corapipo altera (White-ruffed manakin) is the source of this 727-nucleotide messenger RNA. Its product is annotated as vegetative cell wall protein gp1-like. The annotation marks the transcript as partial. NCBI's taxonomy places the organism in Eukaryota, Metazoa, Chordata, Aves, Passeriformes, Pipridae. The record is from RefSeq and is a predicted model, not a curated record. The transcript has a single exon.
ACACGGACACGCCCCGUUCCCGGGGGAGGGCGGGUGGAGAGGGGGGAGCGUUGGGGUUCUCCCCAAAACGUGGAGGGAACGUCCGGAAUCCGCGGGGGCCGAGGACAAAGCCCCUCCUGGCGUUGGCACGGCGGGAUCUGCCGGAGGGAACGGGGGGAGCGGCUGGAACUCGGGGGCCACGGUGAGAGAGCCCCCGAAAUCACCGGCACCACCAUUGCCACCGGCACCUCCAGCACCAUCAGCACCAUCAGCACCUCCAGCACCAUCACCUCCAGCACCAUCAGCACCAUCAGCACCUCCAGCACCAGCAUCACCAGCACCACCAUCACCAUCACCAUCAGCACCAUCACCAUCAGCACCAUCACCAUCAGCACCAUCACCUCCAGCACCAUCAGCACCAGCAUCACCAGCACCUCCAGCACCAUCACCAGCACCAUCAGCACCUCCACCAUUAUCACCUCCAGCACCUCCAUCUCCAUCAGCACCAUCACCACUUUCAUCACCAUCACCUCCACCACUGUCAUCUCCAGCACCUCCAGCAUCAUCAGCACCAUCACCACCAUCACCAUCAGCACCAUCACUUCCACCACUGUCACCUCCAUCACCAUCACCACUGUCACCACCAUCAGCACCAUUAUCACCGUCACCUCCACCUUCAUCACCACUGUCACCACUGUCACCUCCAUCAUCAUCACCAUCACUUCCAUCACCUCCAUCACCACCAUAA